AUGCAUCAAACAAAUAUAAAUGAAGCCGACGAAAAGGAAAAGAAUUGGUGGUUGAGUAGAGAUUCUUUAGGUUCUCUGGGUGUUGAAGAGGAAAGAUUACCUCUGGUUGUAGCAAGAGAUGUAACAUUUAGUCAGUUCGCAAAACGAGUUGAGAUUAUUAAGGCCAGGAGGUUUUUUGACUAUCAUAAUGGAACUAUAACAAUUAUUGAGUUACCAACUGGCGAACACGAAGUUACACACACCAAAUUUAGUUAUCAGUUUAAAAGUGCAUUCAAUAACGCACUAGCACAAGAUGAUAUAGAGAACUGGGGUGCAAAAAGUUUAUACACUAAUCUUCUAUCAGAUGAAUAUGAAGAGCCGGACGCAUGCUUUAUACCCAAACGUCUACUCGAUCCACUGAACCCAGCACAAAAUCCUU
Molecule: messenger RNA, 418 nt
Organism: Paraglomus brasilianum
Lineage: Eukaryota; Fungi; Glomeromycota; Glomeromycetes; Paraglomerales; Paraglomeraceae
Source: the annotation of a GenBank genome assembly